AUGGAGUCAUGUCGUGAGCAAAAGGAGGGAGACACCUUGAAUGUGGAGGAGGGAGAUGCAUCGCACAUGGAGGAGAGAGAAGAGAGGUUUCACGACGUUUCUGGUUCAUGCAUCACUUUGGGACUUAUUCAUCACGGAGGUGCUGGAACAACAGCUGCGGGACUCAAAGCUGCUUGCCCAACAACAAUAGUUCCUUUUUUCGGCGAUCAACCAUUUUGGGGUGAUAGAGUACAUGCUAGGGGAGUUGGUCCUCCACCUAUCCCAGUUGAUGAGUUUUCGCUUCCCAAGUUGGUUGAUGCAAUAAAGUUUAUGCUAGAUCCUAAGGUAAAGGAACGUGCAAUUGAACUUGCUAAGGCAAUGGAAAAUGAGGAUGGCGUGACAGGAGCUGUGAAAGCAUUUUUUAAGCAGCUUCCUGAAAAAAAUUCAGAGACUGAUGCAGACCCACAACCAUCCAGGUUUUUUUCUGUAAGAAGAUGUUUUGGUUGUUCCUGA
This is a messenger RNA of Sphenostylis stenocarpa, 492 nucleotides long. NCBI's taxonomy places the organism in Eukaryota, Viridiplantae, Streptophyta, Magnoliopsida, Fabales, Fabaceae. The record is from the annotation of a GenBank genome assembly.